AUGCACACGGGCGCGCAGUCGCUGUACACGCUCAAUGGCACGUCUAGGACUAGAGUACAUCCCUCGCGAUUGAACUGCCGUUCCCACACGGUUACUGUUCUUCGGGCGACGUCGAACGGUGUAUAUGUUGUGGACCAGCAAGGCAAAGGACCAUCACCUAUUGUGGUCGAAAGAUUUCAGAGCGUCGCGAGUCAACUCAUGUCACAGCGCAUUGUACGGCUUGGAGGCGCUGUGGAUGACGACGGCUGUAACUUAAUCGUCGCACAAUUACUCUGGCUAGAUGCUGCUGAUCCUGACAAGGACAUAACCCUUUACAUCAAUUCUCCUGGAGGUUCUGUUACAGCUGGUAUGGCUGUGUUCGAUACUAUGCGACACAUUCGUCCAAACGUGUCCACAGUUUGUGUGGGACUCGCGGCGUCUAUGGGUGCUUUUCUGCUUGCUUCUGGAGAAGCGGGCAAACGGUACAGUUUGCCGAACAGUAGAAUCAUGAUUCACCAACCUCUUGGUGGUGCUCAAGGUCAGGCUGCGGACAUUGAAAUACAGGCGAAUGAAAUUAUGCACCACAAGUCAACGCUGAAUGGCUACCUGGCAGAGUUCACCAAAAAACCACUGCAGACGGUUAUGGAAGAUACGGAUCGUGACUUUUUCAUGUCAGCACAGGAGGCUUUGGAAUAUGGCCUGAUAGACUCCAUCAUUGAGCAUCCAGCUGAUAUUGCUGUUCGAGCUUCAGGGAUCCCAAUGUAUGCAUCUGGGAUCUAA
This is a messenger RNA of Ostreococcus tauri, 759 nucleotides long. RefSeq names its product Clp protease proteolytic subunit /Translocation-enhancing protein TepA. The record is from RefSeq and is a predicted model, not a curated record. Gene Ontology annotation, cellular component: endopeptidase Clp complex. The transcript has 9 exons. Lineage: Eukaryota; Viridiplantae; Chlorophyta; Mamiellophyceae; Mamiellales; Bathycoccaceae. Bases 1 to 759 code for a protein of 252 amino acids. Gene Ontology annotation, molecular function: ATP-dependent peptidase activity; ATPase binding; serine-type endopeptidase activity. Gene Ontology annotation, biological process: protein quality control for misfolded or incompletely synthesized proteins.